Messenger RNA from Olea europaea var. sylvestris, 1269 nucleotides. Its product is annotated as expansin-A6-like. The transcript is spliced from 3 exons. The coding region runs from base 126 to 911 and encodes 261 amino acids. Gene Ontology annotation, cellular component: extracellular region. The record is from RefSeq and is a predicted model, not a curated record. Gene Ontology annotation, biological process: plant-type cell wall organization. Lineage: Eukaryota; Viridiplantae; Streptophyta; Magnoliopsida; Lamiales; Oleaceae.
CCACUCGCCUUCCAUUCAAGCUAAAACCAUUUAGUGCUCUUUCUCUCCUACACACACCACUCUACUCUGUCUAACAAUAGAACUAGAAUUCUAACUAAAAGUCACUGAGAGAGUAAGGAAAAAAAAUGGCAUCAAUGGAGUUAUUGCUCUACAUUGCUAGCAUCCUCUGUUUUCUUACAGCUACUCACGCCAGAAUCCCCGGGGUUUACACCGGCGGCACCUGGGAAGGUGCCCACGCCACGUUUUAUGGCGGCAGCGACGCUUCCGGAACCAUGGGUGGUGCUUGUGGGUAUGGGAAUCUGUACAGUCAAGGGUACGGAGUGAACACUGCAGCACUAAGCACAGCGCUAUUCAACAAUGGUUUGAGCUGUGGAGCCUGCUUUGAGAUAAAAUGUGCUGCGGACCAGGCACCCAAAUGGUGCAACGCCGGCAGCCCCACAAUUUUGGUAACUGCCACAAACUUCUGCCCACCAAACUUUGCUUUGCCUAAUGACAAUGGCGGAUGGUGCAACCCUCCUAGAACCCACUUCGACCUUGCCAUGCCAAUGUUCCUAAAGAUCGCUGAAUAUCGUGCCGGCAUUGUCCCUGUUAACUUCCGACGGGUACCAUGUAGAAAGCAAGGGGGGAUCAGAUUCACAAUCAAUGGUUUUCGUUACUUCAACUUGGUUUUGAUCACUAAUGUAGCGGGUGCAGGAGAUAUCGUGAGGCUUAGCAUCAAAGGUACAAACACUCAAUGGAUGCCGAUGAGUCGCAAUUGGGGACAAAACUGGCAAUCCAAUUCAGUCCUCGUGGGUCAAGCCUUGUCUUUCAGGGUCACGGCUAGUGAUCGUCGCUCGUCUACCUCAUGGAACAUUGCACCAGCCAGUUGGCAAUUUGGACAGACCUUCACUGGCAAGAAUUUCAGGGUUUAAAAUAAUUGGGAUGGAAAAUUAUUUCCUUUCGACCAAUUAAUUUACUUUCCAAGAUUUUUCCCGCCUUCGUAAUAGAAUCGGGAAUUAGUAUAGGAUUAGUUUUAAGUGUGUUUUGGGUGUUUACUUUUGGUCUUCCGUUUCUUUAGCCACUUUGGUAUGGGGUUAUUUUUCACUUUUACUUUUGUGUUUUCACUUUUGUAUUAGUGCUGGUAAAAAACGUCAAGAAAGACAGUGAUGUUGGGCUGAAGCAGCGGCUGCACGAAAAAGGAAAGCAUGUAGCCCGCAGCCCUAAUUAUGUUGUCUCAAAUUAUUACUACUAAUAAUUGUUAUAUAUGGAGUAUGUUUCUAUUGCCUUUUA